AUGGAAAACACCGAAUAUAAACCGCAAGUUGGCGAGGAUAAACCGGAAAAUUCGCACCGUACAAACCACGAUAAUAUAGAGCCUUCCGAAGUGGUGAGCACAUCAUUUUUCCAUUAUGAGGCUAUUCAGCGUAUGUUUGUUUUCCGUUUUUUUUUCGUUUUUUUUACAUCGCUGAAUUGGAUUUUUUGACGUAAAAAAACAAAAAAAAAACGGAAAACAAUCUUUUUUUUCACAGCCUGAAUAACCCCAUUAGAAAUUUUAAAAUCAAUUUUUUUAGCAGGAAGAAGUUGUCUACGUUGAUGAUGAUUACGACGUUGAUCAUGGUGAGAUGGUCGAAAUUGAACAGCCGGCGGACGUUCCCUGCUACGUCAUGGACAACUCCGUCUACUCGCAGGUCCAUUUGGAUGCCGUCAAUCGAGAUCAGUGAGCGCUUUAUUCCCUCUUUCAUCUCUGAAUUCCACACUUACAGUACGACGUGCCACUAUUGCGGAGAAGAUCUGACGAACAAGCGGUUCUACAAUCAUCUCUUCGAUCAUCACGGAUUCACGAAACAACAGUGCGAAAUGCUGAAGCAGCAGAAGAAAAUCGAAGCGUUCAAAAACCGGACAAGCGUAGGAGAAACUUUGUUAAACGAAAAUGUUGUUUUUGAAUUGCAGAGAAGUCGAAAAGUGACAAAAGUGCACGGGUGUGCAGCGUGCGGACUCCAGUUCAUCACCAAAUCGGGCCUGCUGAGCCAUAUGAGCAAGUCCCCGGGAUGUUCGAUGCAAGACGAGGCCGACGAGGAGGGACGGGGGUCUGUGAAUAACAUUGUCUGCCCCAGCUACGGGUGUGAGAAAAAGUAAAAACUGUUGGGGUUCUCUUCUAAAUUGUUGAUAAAUUUCAGUGUGCCGACCUACCUGGACCUGGCAAUACACGUGGAUACCGAUCAUCGGGAUCUGUCUACAGUCGCCGACUGUUUCCGAAUUCGUAGAGUCACUUUCCCGGACAAAGCCAGCUUUACAGUAAUUUGAUUUUCAACUAGAAAAUAUUGUGUGCAACGGCAUUAAUCCUUUCCAGAGGUGGAAACGCAACAUGGAAAAGGAAACUUGCUCCGAAUUCUUCCUCAGAACUUCACAAAAAGUCAAGUGAGCACACUUCGUCGCCUGUUUUCGACGCGAAUUAACAUAAUUUCGUUUCAGUUUCGCAGUCCGCACCUUCCUCUACAAGUGCCUUUUCUCCAAUUCACGAGGCCAGCCGAAAGGGAAAAGAUGCGAGCAAUGUCCCGCAUUCAUCAAGGUAUUCGGAGAAAGAUUGAAGCACUAAUCGGUUGAUUGUUUCAGUGUUGCGAACGGAACCACGGUCAGUUCGAGGUGGUCGCCUGCUUCGGACAUCUGGGACACGAGCAUCCGACGGAAACGCAGCUGGCCAGAGAGAUUCGACUCGAAAAGGCCCGGCAGAUAGAACGAGUAAUAAUGAAUUUCAGAUAGCGGGCAUAUUAGUCUUUUUGUAGUUCGAAGCUCAAACGCACAUGGAACAACAACUGAUGACGACAGGAAAAUCGUACGUUGUGGACGAGUACGGACGGACGGGAGAGGUCAUACUGCUCGAAGCAGCCGAAGAAGUGGAAGAGGUGGAGGCAUUCGAAGAGGAGCAAGUCACUCAAAACGGGCAGAAGAUGAUCAGACAACUCUACCUGCCGUCGCCACACAAUCCGGGCCCAUCCAGCCGUCACUACUAG
Messenger RNA from Caenorhabditis sp. 36 PRJEB53466, 1717 nucleotides. Lineage: Eukaryota; Metazoa; Nematoda; Chromadorea; Rhabditida; Rhabditidae. The record is from the annotation of a GenBank genome assembly.